Molecule: messenger RNA, 1224 nt
Organism: Oryctolagus cuniculus (rabbit)
Lineage: Eukaryota; Metazoa; Chordata; Mammalia; Lagomorpha; Leporidae
Gene: IL18
Product: interleukin 18
Biological process (GO): positive regulation of gene expression; cellular response to lipopolysaccharide; cytokine-mediated signaling pathway
Molecular function (GO): cytokine activity
Source: RefSeq, a predicted model, not a curated record
GAGGAAAGAAACCUCAAAGCUUCCAGAACACUUCCUGUUGCAGGAAACGAUUUGGCAGGAAUAGAGAUGGCUGCUGAACCAGAAGAGGCUUGCAUCAACUUUGUGGGAAUGAAAUUUAUUGACAACACACUUUACUUUAUAACUGAAAACGAUGAGAACCUGGAAUCAGAUUACUUUGGCAAGCUUGAACCGAAAAUCUCCAUCAUACGAAACCUGAAUGACCAAGUUCUCUUCAUGGACCAAGGACAGCAACCUGUGUUUGAGGAUAUGCCCGAUUCUGACUGUAUAGAAAAUGCACCCCAGACCAUUUUUAUAAUAUAUAUGUAUAAAGACAGCAAUACUAGAGGCAUGGCUGUAAGCCUCUCUGUGAAGUGUAAGAAAAUUUUUACACUCUCCUGUGAGAACAAAAUUAUUUCCUUUAAGGAACUCACUCCUCCUAAUGACAUCAACGAUACAAAAAGUGACAUCAUAUUCUUUCAGAAACAUCUCGCAGGACAGAAAGAUAAGAUGCAGUUUGAGUCUUCAUUGUAUGACGGAUACUUUCUAGCUUGUGGAAAGGAGAAAGAUCUUUUCAAACUUGUUUUGAAACGUAAAGAUGACAAAAACGAUAAAUCUGUAAUUUUCAGUGUCCAAAACAAGAAUUAGACACUAAAAUUCCAUACCUUGGGCUUUCUGAGAUUUUAUAACAGUCUAUGAGCCUUAUCUAGUCGGUUUUGUGUUGCUAUAACAAAAUACCUGAGGCUGGGGAACUUGUAAAGAAGUAUAUUUGGGUCAUGAUUCUGGUGAGUGGAAGGUCCAAACAGCUUCCUGCCAACGGCCCCCACCUGCACCGUGGUGGAGCAAUGGAAAGGGAACUGGCUGUGUGCAAAAGGGGCCAAGCACACGGGUGUCCUCACUUAAUAACCACCUGCUCUCGCAGAGACUCAUCUCUUCUGCGGGUGGUGCCCCCAUAAUCUAAGUCUCUCUCAGCACAGCCCACCUCUUAGAGUCCCCACCACUUCAGUGCUGUGAUGCUGGAGACCAAGCUUCCAGCACAUGAAAUUCAGGUGACAAACCACAACCACACCAUGGCAAGCCUAUAGUUUUAGUAGCGAAAUAAAAUGAAUAAAGGCCUCAAAAGCUGUCACGAAGAAAUAAAUGAGCUUUCAUGAAAUUGAAUUGUACAAUAAAAUAUUUGUAUAAUGUGAAAAAUAAAAGUGUAGCUUGAAAACACAUUCUACAUUA